This is a messenger RNA of Phytophthora nicotianae INRA-310, 1995 nucleotides long. RefSeq lists its product as hypothetical. NCBI's taxonomy places the organism in Eukaryota, Oomycota, Peronosporomycetes, Peronosporales, Peronosporaceae. The record is from RefSeq and is a predicted model, not a curated record. The coding region runs from base 1 to 1995 and encodes 664 amino acids. The transcript is spliced from 2 exons.
AUGAGCAAAUGGGUGUUCUUGGAUCCGUGGAUGGAGGCUGUGCGUGCGAAUAUGACAACCGCCCAAUCUGAGAAUUCCAGUGAUCUGUCAGUUCUACGAGUUUCACUUAAGAGCUCAUUCCGAGACAGCAGAAACAGGGCGCAUGACUAUAUCGUUCCGAUAAAGUAUUCGACACUCCUGGAGGAUCACGAACGACGACAACUCCGAGAGGCUAUGGAGCUUGUUACAAUUCUUUCGAUAGUAGACAACGAUGCAUUCGUGAAUCUUAUGAACGAGAAGUGUGGCGAUAUUCACACCACAACGAAACAUCUGCACGCAUCAAAUGCAUAUACUCAUGGGUAUAAUGCUCACUGGCAGCUUUCGAUUAAUGGAACUCUGCAGACUGGCGCCCUAGUUCACAACCAAGUGUCAUGGAGUGCUUUACUUGGACUUCCUAAUAACACAUCAACUUUCUCCGAUCCGUUUUUGCUUGCCAAGCAAAAGUUAGCAGCGAUGGGUUUGAAAAAGGCUGAGCGGAUGUACAAGUUGUUGAUAGACUGGACGAUUGAGCUUUCAGCUGCUACCGUUUCAGGAAAACUGCAUACUGGAGAAAGUGGGAAACCAUUUUCAGCAGCGUUACAUAAACUACUUGACACUGGCGUCCCGUAUGUUGUCCAGAAAGUUGGUAUUCAAGGCGGGAGUGCUUUUAUUAAAACUGAAAGAGAACCUGCAUCAGGACGUGAGUUUAUCAAUUCGUUAUUGGAGCAACUGACAGGAGAUGUGGUUAUCUCGCAUUAUGAUUUUGCUGCACCGGACGCAGUAGAACUUUGUGUAGCCGUGACAAAAACAAGCAUGGCGCGUCUUAUACUAAACCUCAACGACUGGGAUACGAUGUCACAACUUGUGCAACAUGCUGGUACCAUGCUAAGUUUAAUGCUUAGCGGCAGCGCAAUUUGUAAACAAAAGGACGACACUCGCAACUUUCCAAGGAACCAUCACGAACGAAGCAUCCCACUCAACAUAGCUUGCUGUCAAACACCUUACUCGACGAUCGGUUCUGUAUGCUCCGCAAUUGCAAACUUGAGGUGGGCGUGUGGCGUAACUAUUUCGCUGCAGAUUCUAACUAGCGAGCCAAUAUCCAAAUGGGGUUGGCUCGUGUACGCGAUCUGUUGCGGUUUUUCAAACAAUAAUGAACGGGAAGUGUCAAUUUUUGAGGCUUCCUUGACACAAACAGAUUUGGAUGUGAUUGACCAAGUGCUGAAAACUAGAUUUCCCGUCCCUACGAUCGGGUCAGCGCCCCAAGAGUAUGGGUAUGUUGUUAUGCAAGAAGGAGCACAGUUCCUUUACUCGAAUGAAACUACCACUCUUGUGACUACUACAUCAUGCCGCUGUCGGGCAGCUCGCUGUACGGAUAUCCGUAUGAUGGCAAACAUGGCACGUGUCGUUGUUCCUGGCUACGAUAUAUGCAGAGUCAAAAUUGGUGAUGGGGCAGUUUUUAUUCCUGACAAUUCACGGGGUUUCUCUCAGGGAUAUCAGUCACGCUGUAUUCGUGCUCUCAUACUUGACAGAUUGGUGGUGGGGGAUGAUUCGCUCGUGGUCGAGUUAUUGUCAAAAAUCGGGAAAGGACUGCAGAAGCUAUGUAUUGCCAAGGCAGAAAGCUCAUUUCGCUAUCGAAAUGAUGAAGGUCUGGAUCUGAGUGUUUUAGCUGCGAUUUGCCCUGAACUGGAGGAGCUCACGCUAAUGGCCUAUGACGUGGUAGUGUCCGAGCAUAAUGAACCACUUCACCGUUGGCCAGUAAAGAAAAUGAGGCUUUGUGAGACCUCACGCUUCCCUUCACUAACCCAGUGCUUGACGGACAACACUUUCUUACAGCAGCCAAUCUUGCUCAGCUUUCUGUUACGUCGUCGUAUGGCUCCUCGUUUAGUGAAGAUGAGAUCAGAGAGCUUAAAUCUCAUGACGGCCAAUCGCGCAACGCAUCGUCAUGGGUUGGAAGCACAACCACAUCGAAGCAACUAA